Molecule: messenger RNA, 2100 nt
Organism: Candidula unifasciata
Lineage: Eukaryota; Metazoa; Mollusca; Gastropoda; Stylommatophora; Geomitridae
Source: the annotation of a GenBank genome assembly
AUGACAAUGGCAUCAGGAACGGAUCGUCAGUCCCCACUGCAAGGUUUAAUCCCACCCCCUGCUGCAGCACCUCGCCGCCGGAGUCCGGUUCAAGUAUCACCUGAUGCUAAUUCUGAUGAGUAUAGACCUCCACCAGUUCCCUCUCGUCCAGCUGCAGCAGCGUGGCCAGGUGUUGAACGCCGAGGCACUGAUGACAUGGAUAUAAAUUUUCGGCAGUACAUGGAUAAUGGAUACGGUCGAAAGACUGCAGGAAAAUCACAGUCGAUGUUUGCCCAUGAAAGUUCUUCAUUGAAUCCUUUCUCCGAACAUUUCCAGCAGAUUUCUACAACUCAUCACCCAGAUUUGGUUGGCUUGGACUUCAGUGCAGCCUCCACAGAGCAAGCUGAAGAUUCACGACCACGCAGUCUCUCGCUGGAAGAUCUUAAGGAUAACCAUCGAUCAAUUUAUCCCGAUAUUAGACAUGCUUUUAGAGAUGUGGCAAGUAGUCAGUCUCCCUCACCGACCCAUUAUGUUGGAAAUCAGCCAGUGGGGCAGAAGCAUUUGCUCCCUACUCAUUUAGGUGUACGGUCAUGUUCAACACCUCCGCCAGUACCUACACAUCAAACCGGUGGUUAUGGUGGUAGUCAGUCUCCAUCGCCGACCCAUCUUAUUCAACCAGUGGGGCAGAAACAUUUGCUGCCCACACAAAUAGCUGUACAGGCCUGCUUAUCCCCUCCUCCACUACCUACACAGCCACCUGGUGGCUACGGUUGGAACCCUUUUCUCUUGAGUCAUUCAGCAAUGCCCCCGCAGCCAGGUAGACAAACCUCUGGAUUUCUAAAUGUUCCAUAUCCUUCUAGUGAGCUGCUAACUGCCGCCAGGAUGGAAUAUCCCAGCUCAUAUGCCACAAGGCCAGAUUCUAUCGGAUUCCACAAUGACAGAUUUGCAGCUUUUGGCAACAGGCCAAAUCUCUCCUGGGAGCCUCAGCAUGCGUCUGCUGCUUAUGAUGUCAACCCACUUAACAGUGGAGCAUCUAGCAGCAUCACUUAUGUGCCCAAUAUAACAUUCCUACCAGCAGCAAGCUCCGGUAGUGUCCCAGCUAGAGAGUCCUCCCAGUCCCCCAUAGAUAACCAGAUGCAUCCCAUAAUAAUAGCAGGUUUUGACGAGAACCUCUCGCCCUCGAGCAGCACCCCAGACCAGGUGCCUGCUGGUGACCUCAUCAAACUAGGCCACACCUUGCCGGAGCACGAGUACCUGUCUCUGGAUUAUUUUGACCCCCUGUACAGCCGGGCUCGCAGAGAGUCUGUGUGUCUGGGAAAGAGCUCUACUGCCGACCUGAAUUUUUCUUUUGGGGAAGCUUUUCCCAACAUCUAUGAUGAUCACUCAGAUUUGCCUUCUCCUGCUGUGGACCAGAAUGAUGAUGAUGUCUGGUCACCUAGAAGCAGCAUGGAGCCAUCUCAGCAGGACAGAACCAGAGCUAUAGGAUUUGAGGCAUUUGAUUUUGAUUCAUUUGGAGAUGUCAGGUUUGGAAAGAGCGAGGAGGAGUUUAUGAAAGAGGCCACAUUGCCACAGACCUUUGCCACAGCUGCCUAUGAUGCUCCUGCAGCCAAACAAAAGCCGGAUGAUACUUCACGGAAAGCCCUGUCUUGGGCAGUGCCACAGGGAAAGAAGUAUGAACGGCUGAGGAAGCGAACUUUCAUCGAUGCUGAGUCAGAGUCAUUUUGUCAGAUGGUGGCUGACUUAAAGAAGAGGUAUCUAUCGACAGACGAGAGAACCAACUUGGGAUAUCUUAUCAACCAGAUACGGGAAUGUCACAUAGCCUCAAUACAGGUCAAGGUCGUAGUUCACACCAAGUUUUUUACAGACCCUAUCUGUUUUACUUGUGACACGAGUGCCCUGGUGGAGCAUGUCAUCAGUCAUGUCCUGUGUAUGCUGUCUCCAACAGACGGUGAGAUCAACACCGACAAGUUCAUCCUCAAAGUUUACGAUCGCUCUGAGUAUCUGUGCAAUGACCUGCCACUGGCGAAGUUUGAGUACACCCACAGCUGUUUAAAGGUGGACCGCGACAUUUGUCUGGAGUUGGUCAGCAUCGAGGAGGUGUCCAGGCCUUUCAUAAGAACU